Spodoptera litura is the source of this 2016-nucleotide messenger RNA. RefSeq names its product transmembrane protein fates-shifted (gene fsd). Gene Ontology annotation, cellular component: SCF ubiquitin ligase complex. The record is from RefSeq and is a predicted model, not a curated record. NCBI's taxonomy places the organism in Eukaryota, Metazoa, Arthropoda, Insecta, Lepidoptera, Noctuidae. Gene Ontology annotation, biological process: regulation of protein stability.
CGAAGUUGUCAAAUUCUCGAGACUUAUUUCAAAACUUGAGAAAUUCGUAAAUAAUCGAGUUUUUUAGUUUAAAUAGUUUCCUAAACGGUAUAACCUUUUACAAUAAUCAUUAUUAAUGAUGAACUAAGGCAAAGAAAACGUCCAAACGUCGAAACGACCAUGUGAAUUGUUACAACAGUGUAUAAUUCGGUUUUUUUAAGUUCUGCCCUUUAAACUCAAGCAAAAUGUCUAAGAAGAAAGGAAAAAAGAAUGUACUGCAAGAUUUUACUCUCAAUGAUUGUGCAAACGCACCAAAACCAGUUCGAGAAAUAAGGAAACCAGCCAUUAUAAGCCCAACCAUGGAACGAAGCUGGGACGAACUAGAUGAUGACUCCGAAGUAGAAACCGAAGUACAGAAUGGCCUAAUAACACUAGUAUACAAAAAGAAUAAAAAGAAAAAUGGAGAACUACCUUUAGACAACCGACCGGGCAGAGAAUACCCUGAAAUUAUAUUCUACCUCCUUUCAAAGUACAUUAAACCCGAAGACAUAGCUUCAUUCGCAAGAAUAAACAAAUCAUCAUACUUGGUAACUAAAACUAAAGCGUUCUGGACACUGCAAUACAAACGUUACUGCGAAAAUCAUCCAAAAUUGCCUGAGAAACUGCGCUUUGAGAGUUUAAAGUCCUAUGGCUUGAGACAGACGGUUAUAAGGGCUCUGUAUCAUACUUAUGAUAUUUUGAACUAUCGGAUUGUUCGGAAGGAAAUUCCUCCACAGCGGCUUGUGAGCUGGGUCUGCGUGAAUGUGUGGUAUAAUAGAGGGCUGACGUAUUGGAAUGUGUACUUCAAGUUGAAGAGACCACAGAUGUAUGGUCACCGGUCUAAUUUGGACAAAGAUUUGAUCGAAGAGAUGGGACGCAUUGAUGCUAAUCCCGAGGAAGGGGCUCAGGUUUUGAUGGUAACAUGCAAAGGGUUCGACAGGAUCCCGCCGUUACAAGGCAUGACGCUGUCAGCGGUGAGCAUGGUACUAUCGCACGGGUACAGACACCAUACCCUAUACCUGGGCUUCAGCAGUUCCUGCUACACAGUCAAAGGUAUAGUGCCAGAAUGUGAAAUUAUUCUAGAUGCCGUUGUCAGAGCCCUUGUCUGCGACUGGUGGCACCCUCAGUAUCCCCAUUCAGGUAAUUUUGUACCACGACAGGAUCCGCCGCUGUUGUUGAAGGAUUUUUUUGAUGAUGACGAUGCGUCGUGAAGCUUUAGGUUCUGUUAUGUCGAAAUACUGAAAUGCCACUCAACUUUAAGUCGGGCUUAAGCAUAGUAUAGUUCUGUCUCGACAGAGAUGGCACGAUAUUUGAGUAUUAAAAUUGAGUAGUCUUUUAGUAUUCGGUUAAUAAUGCUUUGUUACAAUUUUUUUGCCAUUUUUACUUGUCAUAUAUGUGUCUUAUAUAAUGGUAUAGUGUUUCGAUAUUUUUGAUUCUUUUUUUUUUAUUACUAAAUGAAAAUCCCACGUGAUUCAUUGUUAAGACUAUUAAGGUAUUUUUCUUUAGAUGUUUGUCUAAAAAACUCGCGCAGCUCAUUAUUUAUGACUCUAUAAGCCUCGCGAGACUCCUUUUAAGUGCCAAGCUGUGAGCUCAAAUCGUUCAAACCUAGCUAUGACGGGUGAAAAGUCAAUGUUACAUUUUAUUGUCUCUCUGUCCACCUCUUUGAGGAUUAAACGGGGUGAUAUUUUAGAGCUUCUUUGGUCAAUGGGGGCUACCAUUUCUUUGGUGACCAUAUAGCGCUAAUAUAGCAAAAGAUCAGAUUGUUCAGUCACUGCAGCUGUCAACAAUUGAAUGUCAAUUUUGUGACACUCGCUUAUUCUCUGUUGACCGAAAACUAAGGGGCACUAGUGCUAUCUGGUUAGAAAGAACGGUAAUCCCUAUUGGUCGGGCGAUAUCUGGAUUGAGUAAUGUAUAAUUGAGAUUUUCUUCAAUUUCAAAAUUAUAAUAACCAUUGUGAGACAUACUAAAUUAACUAAAAUCGCGGGUUACUCACGUGAC